AUAGGGUCCCCCGUGCAUCUCCAAUGCCCGCUCAGCGUCUGGAGCGCCGCGCAAACAGACAAGACGCAAACAAACGAAUUGCUCUUGCACUUCGUGGAGAAAGCUUCCGGUCUGGUUCUUCAAACUCAGGUUUCCAUCUAAACGAGGGUGCGUACACGUGCAGUGACCACGCAUAUAAGGUGCAAUUUGGUAUUUGGAAGUCGCACAAGAUAAAUGUAAUUGACAUUCUGGAGAGAGAAGGUUAUGCAGUUAUGCAAUUGAUACUUACAUAUUCACCAAGCCGUGCUACAAUGGCACAAUCUAUCAUCAAGACUUGAUACGGUGGUACAAGCCCAAGCGCUUCAUAUUACUUAACAACACAACUUUUGCGCACAAGAAGCGCCGUGGAAUUUACGACCCCACGUUCAAAGGAGAAUUCUGGCAGUCUGCUUUUGCAGAGCACCUCCAGGAAAACAUUAACAAUUCGGAAUAUGAGUCCAUAUUCAUGGUCCGACUGGAUCAGAUGUUUGUUGACACGCCCAUCACAUAUAUGGUGAUGGUAAAUAGUGGCGAAAACGGGUUUCACUUACCGCAGCAAUGUGAAAUAUAUUUCUCAGAAAACCUGCAGUGGUUUCACUCCCUGGAUGAUGCCAAGGUUCGUCGUCAGAUUCGCGAGGGCUGUGUGUCGCACGGGUUUGGGGACUGUGAGAAUUUUGGCCUGCACGUCCUGCGGCUCGAGCUUAACAACGUGCAGGCUUAUUACGACGGCUCCGCACUGUAUUGGAAGUGCCACAUGCAAGGCGCGAUUAGUAGCACUGAAUGGCAGUACUUCAGCGACAGAGGGUUUGACGGCUCGCUUGCGCGCCUUUGGAUUACCAGGUCAUUUGGUACAAGCUGCUGUAACGCUUCCUCAACGGUGCUGUCUUUUGGAAAGUUCACUGCUUGAGCAUUGCGAACACACAUAAGUCGGUUUGCCUUUCGCGCCCGGGCGUAUACAUAUAACGGCGCAUCCGGGCUCAGGCCCCAGGGGCCGCGACCUCUACCGCAAGUGUGUGUGUGUGUGUGUGUGUGUCUGUGUGUGUCAGGUACCGCUCGAGGCCGUGGGCCCACGGUGGCUCGGUCCCGCUUUUGAACACCUCGGGGGGGGAUUGCCCCCGCUAGCUCGGCUUGCGGC
Prorocentrum cordatum is the source of this 1153-nucleotide messenger RNA. NCBI's taxonomy places the organism in Eukaryota, Dinophyceae, Prorocentrales, Prorocentraceae. The record is from the annotation of a GenBank genome assembly.